GGCAAGUUCAUUAGGAUUAACUUUGAUGUUACUGGUUAUAUUGUUGGGGCCAACAUUGAGACAUACUUGUUGGAAAAGUCUCGGGCUGUUCGUCAGGCUAAAGAUGAACGGACAUUUCAUAUCUUCUAUCAACUACUAGCUGGAGCAGGAGAACACCUGAAGUCUGACUUGCUGCUUGAAGGAUUUAACAAUUACAGAUUUUUAUCUAAUGGCUACAUCCCCAUUCCUGGGCAACAAGACAAGGAUAACUUUCAGGAGACUAUGGAAGCCAUGCAUAUCAUGGGAUUUUCACACGAUGAGAUCUUGUCAAUGCUGAAGGUGGUGUCUUCAGUGCUACAAUUUGGAAAUAUUUCCUUUAAGAAGGAGAGAAAUACCGAUCAAGCUUCUAUGCCAGAGAAUACUGUCGCACAGAAACUCUGCCAUCUACUGGGAAUGAACGUAAUGGAGUUCACCCGUGCCAUACUGACACCGCGCAUCAAAGUUGGCAGAGACUACGUUCAGAAAGCCCAGACCAAAGAACAAGCAGACUUUGCAGUGGAAGCUUUGGCAAAGGCCACCUAUGAACGCCUCUUCCGCUGGCUUGUUCACCGCAUUAAUAAAGCUUUGGACAGGACCAAACGACAGGGAGCGUCUUUUAUUGGAAUUCUGGAUAUUGCUGGAUUUGAAAUCUUCGAGUUGAACUCCUUUGAGCAACUCUGCAUUAACUACACCAAUGAGAAGCUUCAACAGUUAUUUAACCACACAAUGUUUAUCCUGGAGCAAGAGGAGUACCAACGAGAGGGUAUAGAGUGGAAUUUCAUUGACUUUGGACUGGAUCUGCAGCCUUGCAUUGACUUAAUCGAAAGACCUGCAAAUCCUCCUGGUGUGUUAGCGUUACUGGAUGAAGAAUGCUGGUUCCCUAAAGCUACUGACAAGACGUUUGUGGAAAAAUUGGUCCAAGAGCAAGGAACGCAUUCCAAGUUCCAAAAGCCAAGACAGCUAAAGGACAAAGCAGAUUUCUGCAUUAUUCACUAUGCGGGGAAGGUAGACUACAAGGCAGAUGAGUGGUUGAUGAAGAAUAUGGACCCCCUGAAUGAUAAUGUGGCUACACUCUUGCACCAGUCUUCUGACAAAUUUGUUGCAGAGCUUUGGAAGGAUGAGAUUCAGAAUAUUCAGAGAGCCUGUUUCUAUGACAAUAUUACUGGUCUUCAUGAUCCACCAGUGGAUCGUAUUGUGGGUCUGGAUCAGGUCACUGGAAUAACAGAGACAGCUUUUGGCUCUGCGUACAAGACCAAGAAGGGCAUGUUUCGUACUGUUGGCCAACUGUACAAAGAAUCUCUCACCAAGCUGAUGGCAACGCUCCGAAACACUAAUCCCAAUUUUGUUCGCUGCAUCAUUCCAAAUCAUGAAAAGAGGGCUGGAAAAUUGGAUCCACAUCUGGUUCUAGAUCAGCUUCGUUGCAACGGUGUUUUGGAAGGAAUAAGGAUUUGUCGACAAGGAUUUCCAAACAGGAUAGUGUUCCAGGAAUUUAGACAGAGGUAUGAGAUCCUUACUCCCAAUGCAAUCCCAAAAGGUUUUAUGGAUGGUAAGCAAGCCUGUGAGCGUAUGAUCAGAGCAUUAGAGCUGGACCCCAACUUAUACAGAAUUGGACAGAGCAAGAUCUUUUUCCGAGCUGGUGUCUUGGCACACUUAGAAGAAGAACGAGAUCUGAAGAUCACAGACAUUAUCAUCUUCUUCCAGGCAGUCUGUAGAGGAUACCUGGCCAGGAAGGCCUUUGCAAAGAAACAACAGCAACUGAGUGCACUGAAAAUCCUGCAGAGGAAUUGCGCUGCAUAUUUAAAGCUUAGGCACUGGCAGUGGUGGAGAGUCUUCACGAAGGUGAAGCCUCUUCUUCAGGUCACUCGUCAAGAAGAAGAACUUCAAGCCAAGGACGAGGAGCUAAUGAAGGUGAAAGAAAAACAGACAAAAGUGGAGGCAGAACUUGAGGAAAUGGAAAGGAAACAUCAACAGCUUCUAGAAGAGAAGAACAUUCUUGCAGAGCAGCUACAGGCUGAGACAGAGCUCUUUGCAGAAGCUGAGGAGAUGAGGGCUCGCUUGGCUGCCAAAAAACAAGAGUUGGAAGAAAUUCUCCAUGAUUUGGAGUCAAGGGUUGAGGAGGAAGAGGAAAGAAACCAAAUAUUGCAGAAUGAGAAGAAGAAAAUGCAGGGCCAUAUUCAGGACCUGGAGGAACAGCUUGAUGAGGAGGAGGGAGCUCGACAGAAGUUGCAGCUUGAAAAAGUGACAGCUGAAGCUAAGAUCAAGAAGAUGGAGGAAGAGAUCCUACUGUUGGAGGACCAAAAUUCCAAAUUUUUGAAGGAAAAGAAGCUGAUGGAGGAUCGAAUUGCUGAAUGUACUUCUCAGCUGGCUGAAGAAGAAGAAAAGGCCAAAAACUUGGCCAAACUCAAGAACAAGCAGGAAAUGAUGAUCACCGAUUUGGAAGAGCGCUUAAAAAAGGAGGAGAAGACCCGUCAAGAAUUAGAAAAAGCUAAAAGAAAACUUGAUGGUGAAACAACAGACUUACAGGACCAAAUAGCUGAGCUGCAAGCCCAGAUUGAAGAACUGAAGAUCCAGCUGGCCAAGAAAGAGGAAGAACUGCAGGCUGCUCUUGCGAGAGGUGAUGAAGAAGCAGUUCAGAAAAACAAUGCACUGAAAGUGAUAAGAGAGUUGCAGGCUCAAAUUGCAGAACUCCAGGAGGAUCUUGAAUCUGAGAAGGCAUCACGCAACAAGGCGGAAAAGCAGAAAAGAGAUUUAAGUGAAGAGUUGGAGGCUUUAAAAACUGAACUGGAAGAUACCUUGGAUACCACUGCAGCACAGCAAGAGCUGAGGACAAAGCGAGAGCAGGAGGUGGCUGAACUGAAGAAAGCAAUUGAAGAGGAAACCAAAAACCAUGAAGCACAGAUCCAGGAAAUCAGGCAGAGGCAUGCUACUGCGCUGGAAGAGCUCUCUGAACAGCUUGAACAGGCCAAAAGGUUCAAAGCAAAUCUUGAAAAAAACAAGCAAGGCCUAGAGUCUGACAACAAGGAAUUAGCCUGUGAAGUGAAGGUACUGCAGCAGGUCAAGGCAGAGUCUGAACAUAAGAGGAAGAAGCUUGAUGCUCAGGUACAAGAGCUAACUGCUAAGGUCACAGAAGGAGAAAGACUGAGGGUGGAACUGGCGGAGAAAGCUAACAAGCUGCAGAACGAGUUGGAUAAUGUCUCAAGUCUCCUGGAGGAAGCAGAGAAGAAAGGCAUUAAGUUCGCCAAGGAUGCGGCUAGUUUGGAAUCUCAGCUUCAGGAUACACAGGAGCUGCUUCAGGAAGAAACCCGACAGAAACUCAACCUGAGCAGUAGGAUUAGGCAGCUGGAAGAGGAGAAGAACAACCUGCAAGAGCAGCAGGAAGAGGAAGAGGAGGCCAGAAAGAACUUGGAGAAACAGAUGCUCGCCUUGCAGUCCCAGUUGGCUGAUGCUAAGAAAAAGGUAGAUGAUGACUUGGGAACCAUUGAAGGCUUGGAGGAAAAUAAGAAGAAAUUAUUGAAGGACAUGGAGUCCUUAAGCCAGCGCCUAGAGGAGAAGGCAAUGGCUUAUGACAAACUGGAAAAGACAAAGAAUCGCCUGCAACAAGAGCUGGAUGACUUGAUGGUAGAUCUAGAUCAUCAGCGCCAGAUUGUUUCUAACUUGGAGAAAAAGCAGAAGAAGUUUGAUCAGAUGCUGGCAGAAGAAAAGAACAUUUCUGCCAGAUAUGCAGAGGAAAGAGAUCGUGCUGAAGCAGAAGCAAGGGAGAAGGAAACCAAAGCACUGUCUCUGGCUCGGGCUUUGGAAGAAGCCCUGGAAGCUAAGGAAGAAUUUGAAAGACAGAACAAACAGUUGCGUGCAGAUAUGGAAGACUUAAUGAGCUCUAAAGAUGAUGUGGGCAAAAAUGUUCAUGAACUGGAGAAGUCAAAGAGAACUUUAGAGCAACAGGUUGAAGAGAUGAGGACUCAGCUUGAGGAACUGGAAGAUGAACUGCAGGCCACAGAAGAUGCUAAGCUCCGUUUGGAGGUGAACAUGCAAGCUAUGAAAGCCCAGUUUGAGAGAGAUCUGCAAGCCAGAGAUGAACAGAAUGAAGAGAAAAAGAGGAUGCUGGUUAAACAAGUGCGAGAGCUGGAGGCAGAACUGGAAGAUGAGCGCAAACAGAGGGCUCUUGCUGUGGCAGCCAAGAAGAAGAUGGAGAUGGAUCUGAAAGACUUGGAAGGUCAGAUAGAAGCUGCAAACAAGGCUCGAGAUGAAGCAAUCAAACAGCUACGUAAGCUCCAGGCUCAAAUGAAAGACUACCAGCGGGAGCUGGAAGAAGCCCGUGCAUCCAGAGAUGAGAUCUUUGCGCAGUCCAAAGAGAGUGAAAAGAAGCUCAAAGGUCUUGAAGCAGAAAUACUUCAGCUCCAAGAGGAGUUUGCUGCAUCUGAAAGAGCCCGUCGUCAUGCUGAGCAAGAAAGGGAUGAGUUGGCUGAUGAGAUUGCAAACAGUGCUUCAGGAAAGUCAGCACUGCUGGAUGAGAAGCGCCGGCUGGAAGCUCGUAUUGCACAGUUGGAGGAAGAGCUUGAGGAAGAGCAGAGUAACAUGGAGCUUCUCAAUGAGCGGUUCCGAAAGACCACGCUGCAGGUUGACACACUUAAUUCUGAGCUAGCUGGGGAGCGGAGUGCUGCCCAGAAGAGUGAAAAUGCACGGCAACAGCUGGAACGGCAGAACAAAGAGCUGAAAGCCAAGCUGCAGGAACUAGAGGGAUCUGUGAAGUCUAAGUUCAAGGCAACAAUUUCUACUCUAGAAGCCAAGAUUGUGCAGCUAGAAGAACAGCUUGAGCAGGAAGCCAAGGAAACAGCAGCUGCUAACAAAUUGGUGCGUCGUACAGAGAAGAAAUUGAAAGAAGUCUUCAUGCAGGUGGAGGAUGAGCGUCGACACGCAGACCAGUACAAGGAGCAGAUGGAAAAAGCAAAUGCCAGAAUGAAGCAGCUCAAACGCCAGCUGGAGGAGGCUGAAGAGGAAGCCACACGUGCAAAUGCUUCCCGACGUAAACUUCAGCGUGAGCUGGACGAUGCCACAGAAGCUAACGAGGGCCUGAGCCGAGAGGUCAGCACCCUGAAAAACAGGCUAAGGAGGGGGGGCCCCAUCACCUUCUCCUCGAGUCGAUCUGGGAGACGCCAGCUGCACAUUGAAGGGGCCUCUCUAGAGCUCUCGGACGAUGAUGCGGAGAGCAAAGGCAGCGACGUGAACGAAGCGCAGCCGGCCCCUGCUGAGUAGAGCCCUGUCACACUAUUUGCAUGCAGAGACCUCUUACACAGUAGUCGGCAGGAGGAGGACUUUCCUGACCACCGAACUGCCUUGUGGCCGUAAAUCUGCCUUACGAAACGUCGGCAUGCUACAAGGUUACUUAUCAUAGGUCAACUAUGUCUUAAGGCUCUCCAGCCUCACCAUACUGUACCCUGCUUCAGAUAUAGGUACAACUGCUUUUUUAUAUAUAGUAAACAAAAUGGGAUCGUCUCUGUUCAGUGCAUCUAUUUUCCAGAUACUCAUUGUAAAGCCAUUUUAUAAAGCAUCAUGUGAAGGAUGAAACUUUUUUUUAUCAACACAGAAACUUCAUUCCCAGAGGGUAGGUGGUUGGGACAGACCCAUUGUCAUGACUAUGCAUGCUUUGUUGUACAGACAACAUCCUUCCAUUUCUUCUGUGCUCGGACGGCCCUUGGCUGUAUUGAGUCUGUUGGAUCAUUGAAGACCAAACUGCACCUGUAUCUUUCUUUUCUCCUAAUUGUUGUGAUCAGCACACAAUCAGCGAGUGAACUGUGAAAAGGCCUUGGGAAGUGUUAGAGGGAAAUGUAGGGAUGAAUGAGUAGUGUCCAUUUUUAACCUGCAAUAUCAUUUUGAAGUGUUCUCAGCACCUGCUUCAUCAGUUAGUGUUCCUGCAGUACAGGCAAACUGAAAUAGCAUCACCGUUCCUCAUCUGUACAGUACUUCUGCGUUUGUAGAGACCUGCUAUUACCAUGCCCAACAGAUCUGUAU
Fulmarus glacialis (Northern fulmar) is the source of this 6024-nucleotide messenger RNA. RefSeq names its product myosin, heavy chain 10, non-muscle (gene MYH10). Gene Ontology annotation, molecular function: cytoskeletal motor activity; ATP binding; protein binding. The record is from RefSeq and is a predicted model, not a curated record. Lineage: Eukaryota; Metazoa; Chordata; Aves; Procellariiformes; Procellariidae. Gene Ontology annotation, cellular component: myosin complex. The annotation marks the transcript as partial. The transcript has 36 exons.